GCCCACCACCACCACGAUCCGCGCCACGAAAACAGUUUGGUGCGCCCAGCCCUGUCGGCUGCCUCCGCGCAUAAAACCAGUCCCAUCCCGUGGCAGAGCCCCCGAGACGCUAGGCGCAGACAGGCAGUUCACUCGCUCUGUUCCGCACUCCGCACACUGCCACUCUCCGCUCUGCCUCCGCCCAUGGCCGCGCGGAUCUUGCUCCCGCUGCUCUUCUUCCUCCUCGGCUCGCAUCGCGGCGCCGGGGAGCCGGCGGCUGCUGCGAGGCGGCAGCUGCAGAUGCGGCGCGCCGGGGACCCCAACUCGCAGGUCAAGUUCGACUUCUCGCCGUUCUUGAUCGAGUACAAGAGCGGCCGCGUGAAGCGGCUCAUGGGCACCGAAGUGGUGGCCGCGUCGGCCGAUGCGCUCACGGGCGUCACCUCCAGGGACGUCACCAUCGACCCGGCCACCGGCGUCUCCGCGCGGCUCUACCUCCCGAGCUUCCGCACUAGCUCCAGGGUCCCCGUGCUCGUCUACUUCCACGGCGGCGCGUUCGUGGUCGAGUCGGCGUUCGAGCCCAUCUACCACUCCUACCUCAACACGCUGGCCGCCAGGGCUGGCGUUGUGGCCGUGUCGGUGAACUACCGCCUCGCGCCGGAGCACCCGCUCCCGGCGGCCUACGACGACUCGUGGGCGGCGCUCAAGUGGGUGCUCGCGAACGCGGCGGGGUCGGACCCGUGGCUCUCCCAGUACGGGGACCUCUCCCGCCUCUUCCUCGCCGGCGACAGCGCGGGCGGCAACAUCGCGCACAACCUGGCAUUGAGCGCCGGGGAGGAAGGCCUGGACGGCGGCGCGAAAAUCAAGGGCGUGGCGCUGCUGGACCCGUACUUCCAGGGCCGCAGCCCCGUGGGCGCCGACGCCAUGGACCCGGCCUACCUCCAGUCGGCGGCGCGCACCUGGAGCUUCAUCUGCGCGGGGAGGUACCCGAUCAACCACCCGUACGCGGACCCGCUCGUCCUGCCGGCCUCCUCGUGGCAGCGGUUCGGCGCCUCCCGCGUGCUGGUCACCGUGUCGGAGCUUGACCGCCUGAGCCCGUGGCAGCGCGCGUACUACGCCGCGCUCCGGGGCAGCGGCUGGCCCGGGCAGGCCGAGCUGUACGAGACCCCCGGCGAGGGCCACGUCUACUUCCUCACCAAGCUCGGCACGCCGCAGGCGCUCGCCGAGAUGGCCAAGCUCGUCGCCUUCAUUAACCGCGACUAGGAACUGGAUCGAGCAGCUGCUGCGGCGACCAGUAAUUGCAGUACCGCAACAACAUAAAUAUACUACAGUACCUAGUGAGGGCGAGAGGUGAUUAGUUACUUUUUUGUUCCUGAUUACCAGUCGAUCGAUUACUAUAUACACGCUGGUUCCUCCCUAGCAACCGUCCGGAUAGAGAAGGGGACCGCUGCUUGUUUGUCUCGCGUUCAUUGACUAGAGUCCACAGCCAGUAGUUGCUCGUUGGCUGGCCGCCGCUGCGUGUAGUGUUACAGUACCAUAUGAUUCUAUAGCGUCACUCUACUGCCUACCCAUUGCAUUGUGUAAACUUUUUGUACUACUGCUGCUGCUAUAUCUAUAGAUGGUGGUGUUUUUUCGGA
Messenger RNA from Phragmites australis (common reed), 1613 nucleotides. Its product is annotated as probable carboxylesterase 2. Gene Ontology annotation, molecular function: hydrolase activity. The record is from RefSeq and is a predicted model, not a curated record. The transcript has a single exon. NCBI's taxonomy places the organism in Eukaryota, Viridiplantae, Streptophyta, Magnoliopsida, Poales, Poaceae. Bases 184 to 1239 code for a protein of 351 amino acids.